UAUAUAUAAAAAAAAAGUCUUUUUCUUUCUUUCGUAUACUCUCUCUCUCUCAAAUAUAAAACUACAUAUCAAUGGAUUCCAGUGAAUUUCCUAGUCUUACUGAUUCCAGAAGCAACAGUAUGGAUAAAUCCACCUUGGGCUCUUCUUGGGCUGAGGUAGCACAACCACAUCCUCAUGAAGAACACGCGUCAUCCGCUAACGUUGUGGAAAAUAAGGUCGAGAGUAAUCUCGAGGCAUCCAACAAGAAGGUAGAUCACCGUCCAGGCGUGUGGGAAACAACUAAAGAAAAUGCUACAUUUGCUGAUAUUGCCGGUCACGAGAAAAAACAAGCGGAUGAAUUCCCUACACCUCAAGAAAGUCUUGCUAAAAUCGAUAUUCCUCCUGCUCCUGCUUCAGGUGGUGUAGGUGAUUUAUUACAUAGUCCUUCAUAUGUUCCCGAACAAGAUCCAUUAUUACCACCUAACCCAGAUAGAUCAUUUGCUGCUGUUACCUCACACGAAGGUUUCCCCAAACCAGAACAUGAUGCAUCUCCCAUCUCUGAGGAACCUCCCUUAUCUUCCCUUCCUGAUGUAAAGGAUAUGUUGGAAAAACCCUCAGUUCAUAUUCCUCCUGUUCCCAAGGCAAAGAGUUUUGCCAAAGUAGCGGCCACAGAAAUCCCACCGGAGAAGAGACCUUUGAGUGAGCGCGCUAUCAACUUUCUUAAGAACCAGCCUUCAGAGAAGGAUGAACCCUUGGCCAUGACGGAUGAAAAUUUCCCCACGUUAGGACAAUCGAAUUUAAUGGCCGAACAUCGCGCUUCCAUUGAAGAAGAAAGAGCCGUGUAUUCUGAAAUUUCGAGAUUCAAUCAACUCAACGAAGAUUUAGAUCCCAAAUUUGAUCCUACUUUACCCAAAUCAUUUGCUGAUAUCACUGGUUCCAACCUGGAGAAUGCUCCUCCUUCAGCCAUUCCUCAUGUUGAUCAACAUCCAGUGUAUGAUGAAGAGCUCGUGUAUCAACAAAAUGAAAAGAGAGAAGAGAGAAAGACACAUCAUCUUGAACAAGGAAACAAUGAACAAUUGAUCAAGGAAGAAAACGAAAUGGAUGUGACACCUGCAAAGAUUUUGAAGGAAGAGUUAAAGAAGGAACAUAAGACCACCGAAAAGAUUGAAACAAAACAAAUCAACGCUGAAAAGUCUGAAGCCCAACCCGAAAAAGCAAAGGACAAUGUGGUAAGAAACAGAGGCAUGGGACAAAAGAGCAGAGGUGUUACGGAUGAUGCAAAGGACGAAGACGCUUUAUCUGUUCGUUUGCACACAUUUGAUAAGAGUCGCACUGGCGUCAUUACAAUUUUUGAUACAAUCACAGCAUUAUACAGAUUGGGCCACUCAUGGUUAACCAUUGUUCCCGGAGCUUACUUGAUGCAUCUCCGAUUAUCUCCCUUAACUUCACCUCAUCGUUUCCCAUUCAUCUAUCGAUCGAUUUCUGACUUGAUUUUACUUCCAAUUUACACACGUAAUUUGAAGGGGGCAUUAGCAUACAAGACACCCAUGUUACAUCAAGGCAAGGACAAAGUCAACACUAUGGUGGAAAAAUAUGGACACAAGUCUGGGUCUUCCAAGGGUCUUGGUUAUUGGGAUGGACUUAGAGCGAUGCGUAGUUUAGAGCAAAACUCGUUAAGGUGGUGGCAAAUCGGUCUUUGGGCUGUUCAUCGGGUCCAAUGGUCUUUAGCGUACACCAUGUUACAUGAGCCCAAGUCUAAUAUCGUCACUGCUCCAACCCUCAUCGCAUUAUCUUCAGACUGAAGAAAAAAUCACCUUUUUCAAUCCGCACCGUAUAUAUUCAUAAUAAACUAAUCAUAUUUAAAAAUCACCAA
Molecule: messenger RNA, 1852 nt
Organism: Mucor mucedo
Lineage: Eukaryota; Fungi; Mucoromycota; Mucoromycetes; Mucorales; Mucoraceae
Exons: 8
Coding region: 72-1781 (569 amino acids)
Source: RefSeq, a predicted model, not a curated record